GUCAUGGCGGGAGAGACAAGCUUCAGAACAGCGGCAGGACUGGUUUGGGUUUGUUUUACGAUUAGCUGCCUUUUUUCAACCACUUCAGGUAGCUCGCUGUUGAUAAUCCCCAUCAAGGAUGGAGAGAUCAUCAGGCAGCCGGAGCCUGGACACUUCUGCUACAGCAACAAGCUGGUACCAGGCUGGAAGGAGACCUGGACCAGAAUCCAGAUCGAAGUGCGUAGCUCUCAGAAGUUUAAGGUGACGGUGGUGGAGGAUGAAGAGAAGUUGAAGGAGCUGGAGCAGUUUAACUUCUGGAACCUGUUUCACUAUUUCAUCAAAGAAAGAUCCAAUGAGACGACCAUCGGCGUGAACCUCUUCAGCAGCAAGACCUGCUUCAAAGUGGAGCCCUCUGACAAAACCUCCGGCUACACCAUCGCGGUCACUCGCAGGUUUGAUCCUUACCUGUUCCUGGUGUUCCUGGCUGGCUUGUUGCUGUUUUUCUGUGCAGACACACUCAGCAGAAGUCCAGCUUUCUUCUACUCUGCUGGUAUCAGUACAGGAAUGAUUGCAUCACUCAUCGUCCUGGUUUUCAUUGUAGCCAGGCUCCUCCCCAAGAAAAGUCCCUUCUAUGUGCUGCUGGUGGGAGGCUGGUCCUUCUCUCUGUAUCUCAUCCAGCUGGUGUUCAGGAACCUGCAGCACCUCAUCAAGCAGCACUGGCAGUACGUCACAGGCUAUGUGAUGCUGGUGGGCUUCCUGAGCUUCGCUGUGUGCUACAGGCACGGCCCCCUGGUGGAGGAGCGCAGUAUUAACCUGCUGAACUGGGUGCUGCAGUUGCUUGGUCUCCUCCUGCUCUACGCAGGGAUCCAGGUCCAGCAGGUGGCAGUGGCGCUCAUCAUCGCUGCAGUGUGCGCCAAGAAUCUGGAGUACCCUGUCCGACUGGGCAUCGCAGUGCACGGUAAGCUGCGGCGCUGGACAGCCAAGCCCGAGCCCCCUCGACUGCUAACUGAAGAGGAGUAUCGGAAGCAGGGAGAGGUGGAGACACAGCGUGCCCUGGAGGAACUCAGAGAGUACUGCAACAGCCCUGACUUCAGUGCCUGGAGAGCUAUCUCUAGGAUAGGCUCGCCCAAAAGGUUUGCUGAGUUCGUGGAGGGCGGAUCUCACCUGAUCCCCAGCGAGGUGUCGAUUCACGAGCAGGAGUACGGACUGGGGGGAUCCUACUUCGAGCAGGAGCUCUUUGAAAACCAGGAGGAAGAAGAGAUGAUUCCCCUGCAGGGAAAUCACAACUCUGUGUGAAAAACACCAAGACUGAACUCCACACCUCCGCCUGGGUCAAAAUAACCUUAAUCCACAAGAGGGGGGGGGUGUCUCUCUCCAGGGUAAACUCAACUGUUGCUUUCAGAUUCUGUGUGCUGAAAGCUACUUUGACAGUCUGAGUUAAGAUGGAGAUCCUGAUUUAAACUUCUUAACCUCCUGUCCUCUCAACUGGUGCUGACAUUUGUGCUUUGAGUUAUUUUAAAAGGUAAAAGAGCGAACACUGCUGUGAGAUUAUCUGCUUCAGCAGGGGGUGGUACAAAUUGUUGACAAGCAGUCUGAACAGUUUUUUAGUGAUUACUUGUGAAUGUGAACACACGAAGAUAACUGAAACAAGAGCUUUUGUGUUGAAAGGAUAAAGUGAUUGUUGCUAAGAGAACUGGUUCCAUACCUGUUCUCCACCAUGCACACCCAUUUCCAAUAUACAUCUCCUGAUGUGCACUUCUGAAAAACACAUUGCAGCAAACAUGUAUCUUUAUUUAAAAACAGACCUGCUUGGUUAAAGAGUUUGCAAGCCGUGCUUUUCAAGUUGAACUUCCUGGAGCAUUUACCCUGGAGAAUGAAAUUAUCACCACCCUGUCAGGGCUGCCUUUGUGUGUGUGUGUGUGUGUGUGUGAGAGUGAUAGUGUGUGUGUAAGUAACCAGCAUCCUCAUCCAGUGACUGGCGGUCUUUACAGCUAGUAAGAAGCGUUGACUAUGAAGACACUACUGGGGUGAAAUGACCAAAGAAAUAAAGCAGAGUUCCUGGAGGACAAGGUCUGGUUCAGUAGCUGAUCUCAUGGUUUAAAAAGUCCAUCUUUGCUAAAACACGUGUUUAUUUAAAAACUGCUAAUUUGAGACCAUUUUAGUGAAUAGAAGGUAUGAUUUAGAAAAUUGACUUUUUGCUACAACCACUAAGUUUCAAUUGGCCAAAAUAUCCAACAGUUCAGCCUAGUUUUCUUAAGACUUUUUUUUUCUUCUCUUGGUGAAAAUAUGAACUUGGCAUAUCUGGGGGCAAGACUCCACUAAAGGAUAGUCCAGUUAUUUUCCCCCACACCAUUUUGACAGAGCCGUUCAAGUUGUUCUGUAUGUGCCUGGAGACCAAUGCACUGUAAUUCUGCCUAAUAUUCAUUAUAGUAUUUCAAAUGAACAUUCUGCCUUAAGUUUUUUAUGGCCACCGACAAGCAUGUUGUAUUAAACACAAUGUAAACAUGCCUAAACGGCUACCUUCCUUACUUCAUGCUCUUCCAAAUGCAUGCAGAAGCUUUACAGCCCAAUACUGUUUCACUGUCCAGUGGUUACCUACUCUUAUUCAGCUCUUAUUUCUUGUUUGGAAAUGAUACUUUUUCUCUCCAUUGUUUUUUAGUAUGAUCACAGUUGCAUUUUUAAAUUUGCAUCGCGUUCCAUGUUGAGAUGAAAGCAGCGAUGAUCAAUUAGCAACUGUUAGUCAGUUUUCUGUUUUAUGUUUGAAUUGGAGACAUGUCAUUUCUUACAGCCCCACGUGGGGGAUUGAAAAUCUUAGAAAUACUGGGGGGGGGGGGGUGAAUUCAAUGAGAAACAUUCUGAGUAGAAGUCUCUUUCAGUUUCUUUAAACAUCUGAAGACCUUGUGAAAACUUCUAGUUUGAAACGUUCGUCAUUGAAUUUUACUUUCUUUUAGUGUUUCUAAAUCUGGAACUAUUUAGUGUUCAGUAGUUAUGGAGGAUUUAAAAACUUUGUAUCUUCUCUUUGAGCCUCAUGUCCUCUCCAGAGCCAUGAUCUUGCUAAGACAAAGGAAUAGGAGUCCUUCAUCACAAGCCAGUCCAGACCUGCCAUGUUCCUCGGCCAUCGCCUUGUUAUUUUUAUAAGGUUCAAUGUGUGCUUUGUGUGUCUCUUGCUAUGGUUUUGUUUAGUCGUAUCCAUUAAUAGCUAUUCCUUCAUGUAGAUUUUUUCAUACACAUGUAGAGACUGCCAUUGCAGGCUGUUGUAAACUUGCAAGAAAACCUGGAAUUUCUCCAUUCCAGUUCCAGCAACUGUCAGUGAAAGUUGAAAUGAUAUCUGGAGUGUCGUGUUCACGAAGGCUUGGAGCUGAGAAUGACUGGUUUAACAGAGAGUGGUGUGACCUGUCUGAGCAGAGUUACUGAGGCAGCUGGCUUGCUUUUGUGUUGUUUUGUUAUUUCUUUAAAUAUUUCAUUAUUUUGUAUGUUAAUGUUCUUGUGUGUGUAAUAUA
Molecule: messenger RNA, 3479 nt
Organism: Polyodon spathula (Mississippi paddlefish)
Lineage: Eukaryota; Metazoa; Chordata; Actinopteri; Acipenseriformes; Polyodontidae
Gene: nemp1
Product: nuclear envelope integral membrane protein 1
Exons: 9
Coding region: 4-1275 (423 amino acids)
Cellular component (GO): nuclear envelope
Source: RefSeq, a predicted model, not a curated record